Echinops telfairi (small Madagascar hedgehog) is the source of this 4083-nucleotide messenger RNA. RefSeq names its product zinc finger protein 202 (gene ZNF202). Gene Ontology annotation, biological process: regulation of transcription by RNA polymerase II. Lineage: Eukaryota; Metazoa; Chordata; Mammalia; Afrosoricida; Tenrecidae. The record is from RefSeq and is a predicted model, not a curated record. The coding region runs from base 164 to 2095 and encodes 643 amino acids. The transcript is spliced from 7 exons. Gene Ontology annotation, molecular function: RNA polymerase II cis-regulatory region sequence-specific DNA binding; DNA-binding transcription factor activity.
UGCCCGCCAGUCCCACCGAGUACACUUCGUCAGCCCCGAGUCUUCCCCCACCAACUCUAAUGCACACCCCGGUCCUUUUGGACAAUCUCCUUGAAGUGCCCAGCCAGAGACCAGGGGUGUGACCAGAGCUCUAGAUGGUGUGAAAUCAGUUGAGAGCCAGGAAAUGGCUACAAUCUUAGAACCAGAAGACCAGGACCUUUGGGAAGAAGAGGGGAUUCUGAUGGUGAAACUGGAAGAUGAUUUCACCUGUAGGCCAGAGUCUGUCUUAGAGGGGAAUGAUCCUGUAUUUGAGACCUCACACCAGAACUUCCGACGAUUUCGCUACCAGGAAGCAGCAAGCCCUCGUGACGCUCUCAUUCGACUCCGGGAACUUUGUCAUCAGUGGCUGAGGCCAGAGAGACGGACAAAGGAACAGAUCCUUGAGCUGCUUGUGCUGGAACAAUUCCUCACUGUCCUGCCUGGAGAAUUGCAAAGCUGGGUUCGGGGCCAGCGACCAGAAAGCGGAGAGGAGGCGGUGACGUUGGUGGAGGGUUUGCAGAAACAGCCCAGGAGACCAAGGCGGUGGGUGACCAUCCAUGUUCACGACCAGGAAGUCCUGUCAGAGGAGUUGGUACAUCUUGGGGCCGAGCUUGAGUCACCAAAUGAGGUGCAAGACCCUGUACAGACCUCAACCCCCUUGGAAGUCCAUGAGGAGACCACACAGAUUCCAGAUCUGGGGGCACCAGAAGAACAGAGCCCCUGUCCUGAAGAGGAGUUCCAGCCCCUACAGGAGAGAGGUGCUCCAGUGCGCCAGGACCCAGACCCGCCUGAAGAGAGGAACACUGGAGACUCCCUCCUCACCGCUUUAUCACAGGGACUGGUAACGUUCAAAGACGUGGCUGUAUGCUUCUCCCAGGACCAGUGGAAUGAUGUAGACCCAACACAGAAAGAAUUCUAUGGAGAAUAUGUCUUGGAAGAAGACUGUGGAAUUGUAGUUUCUCUGUCAUUUCCAAUCCCCAGGCUAAAUGAAAUCUCCCAGGUUAGAGAGGAAGAGUUUUGGGUCCAAGAUAUUCAAGAGCCUCAAGAACCUCAAGAGACUGAGAUCCUGAGUUUUACCUACACAGGAGAGCAGAGUGAAGAUGAUGAGUAUCUUGAGCAAGAAGAUCGAAGUUUGGAGGACUUUCAAAGGUCUGUUUUGGGAGAUCCAGAAAUUCACCAGACUCCUGAUUGGGAAAUAGUCUUUGAAGAUAAUUCAGGUAGACUUAAUGAGAGAAGAUUUGAUACAAAUAUUUCUCAAGUUAAUAGUUUGACAAAUCUUCAGGAAACCAUACCUCUCCACCCCUUAUUAGGGAGACAUCAUCACUGUACUGUAUGUGGGAAAAGCUUCACUUGUAACUCGCACCUGGUUAGACACCUGAGAACUCACACAGGAGAGAAACCCUACAAAUGUAUGGAGUGUGGGAAAAGUUACACACGGAGCUCACAUCUUGCCAGGCACCAAAAGAUUCACAAGAUUGGCGUGUCUUAUAAACUCCCCCUAAACCGGAAAAAUGUGAAUGAGACCUCCUCUGUGAUCCAGGUUGAAAAAACUCCAUCUAUUGAGAAACCCCAUCGAUGUGAUGAUUGUGGGAAGUACUUCCGCUGGACUUCAGACCUUGUCAGACAUCAGAGGACACAUACAGGAGAAAAACCAUUCUUCUGUACAAUUUGUGGCAAAAGCUUCAGUCAGAAAUCUGUGCUAACAACACACCAAAGGGUCCACUUGGGAGACAAACCCUACUUAUGUGCAGAAUGUGGAGAGGAUUUCCAUGAUCACAGGCAGUACCUGGCACACCGGAAAACACAUGCUCCUGAGGAACUAUUUCUUUGUAGUGAGUGUGGACAAUGCUUCAACCACAAUGCAACAUUUGCCAAGCAUCUAAAAGGGCAUGCAUCAGUGAGGUCUUGUCGGUGUGGUGAAUGUGGGAAAAGCUUCAGUCGGAGGGACCACCUGGUCAGACACCAGAGAACACACACUGGUGAAAAGCCAUUCAUGUGCCCUACCUGUGGCAAACACUUCAGCAGAGGUUAUCACUUAAUCAGGCAUCAAAGAACCCACUCAGAAAAGACUCCCUAACUAGAUCCUCAUAUGAGGAGACCUACAGUUUGUUUACCUGUAAGAGUGGGCUAGGAGAAGCCGCCUUGUUAGCCUGGAAGAUCUUUUCUAGGGAGUCUCUUGCCAAGCUAAAUAAAACCCCCAGGCAAAGUUUCUCAACCUCUUCAGCACUUUGAGGAUAUAAUUUGUCCCAGAUACAAUCUGAACGGAGGCUUCUCCUUAACUGAAGUGUUCCUGUGUCUCCCUUCUGGGCACAGAGUAAGAAAAUUAGACUUAAGAGAUUGUCAUUACUCUUCCAAAAAAUAGGCUGUUACAUACCCUAAAGACUACUUGACAACUUCAAGUUUAAAGUGGCCAAAAGCAACCCCUUAGGUGUGAUAAGGGACUUUGUUAAGAUGUCUGUUCUUGGGGUCACCUGUUAAAGCACACUGAACUCAGAUCUGGGUCCUGAUGACUUUGUUAACUCUACAAAUCCCUCCAUGUUUGAUUCACUUGCUCACCAUGCACUUUCCUUUGUUGCUGUGGGAAACAGAAGAAAAAAAAGUAUGAUGGGUAAAAAUCUCUAGGCUGCUGCUUAUGGACGUUUUCAGGCUAUUUUCACCCCCGCUGUCAAAAAUGGUGCCUGUGCAGCCACUACCAAAAAGGAAGACCUCAGCAGCUCCUUUGUUUCCUUGUGGGCUUUUUUCUUCCCCUGGUAGAUUGUUUUCAUGCUUUUAGCCUACUUAAUAUUCUACCAGUGGUUUGGUUUUGUCCCUGGCACUUGUACAAGGAAGAUGUAGCAUUCAGGCUCUGAGGGUGUAAGUAAAGUGUAAUUAAACCAUCAGGAAGGCAAAUAUAUCUACACACAUGCACAAGCCCACUCACCUUACCUUUUCCUUCCCAUGGGUUUUGUAUGAGUUUGGAGAUAGUGUUAGCCUACAGAGGCACCGGGCUCGUGAUUGCUUGUAUCACCUACUGGAUGUGCCAGAAACCAGAGCAGAUAGGAGAUAACCCUGUGAAAAUGUAGACGGCUGUUGCCAUUGGCCACAGCUGUUGAGAAUCUUCUUGACAUCCAGUCCUUACCUCCGUUCUUUGGUUCCAGGGAACAUUCUGAACCUCAAUUCCUGGAACCUCACAGUAUACCAGGAGUCAAUGGCUUACAUGUAUUUGUGUGUUUUCAUUUAAGUGAUUUCAUUUUCAUGUAACUUAGAACUAAAUAAUAGUAUCUCACUGUGACCCAAGAAUCUCUGUUGUCUGAUAGAGGUUACCAUAGAGGUGAAGUUGAAUAAUUCUCAUGAACAUCACCUGUUCAUUGGGGGGCGUUGGAAGGAAUGAAGAUAUUCUACUCCAUAAAUGGAGUGCAGGAUAUGGGAUUGAAGCAUAAAAGGGGAGACCUUCUGUGCCUGGUUGGUAAUCUAUGUAAUGCAUACUGUGCAUGUGUACCCAAGAGGGAUAUGGGUCGAUUAACAAGAGCCAGCCCUAUAGACCAACAUGGAAAUUCUCAUUUUGAUCAGUAACAGUAUUCUGAUGGGACUGGUUUUAAUACCGAUCAGCCAUUUUCCUAGAAAUCUACACAUCUUAAAUAAAAGUAACAGCCAAAUAGCCCAUGUUUCUGGGACUCCGUUUUACCCAUUCACUUCCAAAGUUCAUGGGUUUCUUCUACUUCUGAUCACGUAUACUCAUUUGACCUGGGUGAACAGAGUGGUCUGACAUAUGGAUAGAAAAAGUCUAGGAUUGCUAGCAGAGCCAACUUAGAAUAAAUGCAUGCAACCUCGGGUAAGAUUUCAGCCUACCGUUUGCAGAAGAGAUUAUGAUAAUGUGCAGGUAUUUUUCAGCCAUGAGUCUAGGGCAGAGCGCAAUUUGUCCUGGGUGAAAUGUCACAGUCUCGAAGGACAGUAUGCGAGAGCUCAUAUCUUCUAGUUCAUGCUUACCAUUUAUGGAAGUUGAUAAAAUACUACAGAUUUGCAGAACGAACUGUUUCCUCUGAACCUGCAUUAUUGCAGUAAGUAAAAAUCUUAUGUUGACACUAA